Molecule: messenger RNA, 1843 nt
Organism: Eptesicus fuscus (big brown bat)
Lineage: Eukaryota; Metazoa; Chordata; Mammalia; Chiroptera; Vespertilionidae
Gene: DCDC2
Product: doublecortin domain containing 2
Exons: 10
Coding region: 1-1431 (476 amino acids)
Biological process (GO): neuron migration; intracellular signal transduction; dendrite morphogenesis
Cellular component (GO): kinocilium; microtubule organizing center; microtubule
Source: RefSeq, a predicted model, not a curated record
AUGAGCGGCACCGGCGCCCGGGCCAGCCACCGCACGCAGCCGGUGGUCAAGAGCGUGCUGGUGUACCGCAACGGGGACCCCUUCUUCGCGGGGCGCCGCGUCGUCAUCCACGAGAAGAAGGUGGCCAGCUUCGACAUCUUCCUGAAGGAGGUGACGGGCGGCGUCCAGGCGCCCUUUGGGGCCGUCAGGAACCUGUACACCCCGCGGACCGGGCACCGCAUCCGCAAGCUGGACCAGAUCCAGAGCGGGGGCAACUACGUGGCCGGCGGCCAGGAGGCCUUCAAGAAACUCAAUUACUUGGACAUUGGAGACAUCAGAAAAAGACCAAUGGAAGUUGUUAAUACAGAGGUAAAACCAGUAAUCCACAGCAGGAUCAACGUGUCAGCUCGAUUUAGAAAACCACUUCAGGAACCCUGUACUAUCUUCUUGAUUGCAAAUGGAGACCUCAUAAGCCCAGCAUCUCGCCUCCUCAUUCCUAGAAAAGCCUUGAACCAGUGGGAUCAUGUGCUACAGAUGGUCACGGAAAAAAUAACUCUGAGGAGUGGGGCUGUUCACAGACUUUAUACUUUAGAAGGAAAACUGGUUGAAAGUGGGACAGAGUUGGAGAAUGGACAGUUUUAUGUGGCUGUUGGCAGAGAUAAGUUUAAGAAAUUGCCUUACAGUGAAUUACUUUUUGACAAGUCAACCAUGAGAAGGUCUUAUGGUCAGAAAGCUUCUUCACUGCCUCCUAUUGUGGGAUCCAGAAAGUGUAAAGGGAGUGGAAAUGAUCGCCAGUCUAAGUCAACUGUAGGAUCCAGCGACAACUCAUCUCCUCAGCCCCCAAAGAGGAAAGGGAAAAAAGAGGAUGUAAAUGUAGAAAAACCCACAAAAGGGAAACAAAACCUAAAGUUAAAGAACUCACCACAACCAAUUCCAGACAGUGAUGAAGGCAUUUUCAAAGCUGGAGAAGAAAGAUCUGAAACGCGGGGGGCAGCCGAAGUCCAAGAAGAUGAAGACACUCAGGUUGAGAUUCCAGUUGAUCAGAGGCCAGCAGAAAUAGUAGAUGAGGAAGAAGACGGAGAGAAGGAAAGCAAGGAUGCAGAAAAGAAAGAAGAGUUUUCAGGAAUGAAUGGUGAAGUUGAAGAGGAGGGAGCUGGGGAGGCUACAGCUGCCUCCGAGCAAGCAGAGGAGAUGCCGGGGCACAUGGAGGAGCAGGGAAGAACCACUCGUGUUAAUGGAGGCACUGAUGAAGAAAAUGGUGAGGAAGUGGAUCUGGUCAGUAACGAGCUUCAGGAGGCAGUGGAUGAGGAAAUAAAGUCUCAAGGAGCUGGCAGUGGACAAGAGGAGGUUGACUUAGACCCUGAAAGACCACCAAGGCCAGAAGUAAAAAUCACUGGUCCACAAGAAAAUGAGGACAACGAACAAAGCAAAGACUAUGCUGUCGUAGCAUAGGUGAUUUUUAAAAAAGAGAGUGUAUUGAUUAUAAGAAAAAUGAAGGGCUAUAAUACUUGAAUAAUAAGGAUAUAGUCCUUGCUAAACAUGAUGUGACAAAACGAUUGAAAACUACCUACUGAAUUUUAAAAUUAGAGACCUAUUGGAAAGAGCAGAUAACUUUGAAUAGCUACUAAAGGAGAGUGACUUCUCAUUAUGGGAUGUGUUUUUAGAAGUCAUUUAGAAAAUUAAGAGAUCUAGAUAGAGGAGAAUUUGACCUGGAAGAUAGCUGGGUACUUGUUUUUGUAAAGGAUGAAAAAGAAUGGAAUUACUCCUAUUGUAUACUUUUUUUAAAUUUUAGAAGUGAGAUUAUUAGAUGGCAGCCUAUGCUAAAGCACUUAUCUAAGAAGGCAUAGAAUUUUAAAUGAUAAUA